UUGCGCUCUAAUAGCCACGCUGCCAAUCCAGAGAGCGAUCUUCUUCUCGGACUGCCCUCAUCACCGCACCGAUGGAUUUCAAAGAGCUUGGAGAAGAGUCCUCCGAGGGCGACACUGAGGAUCUGGACAGCCUGAAAGCGCUCACGGAGAAGCUGAAGUUGCAGACCCGCAGACCGUCCUACCUGGAGUGGCAGGAGCGGGUAGAGAGCCGACCGUGGAAGGACAGUGAGCCGGCGGACAGCACGGGCUCUGAGGGACAGCAGGUCGUCUCCAUGCCUGCAAUCCUGAGGAACGAGAACUCGGAGCUGGUUGUGCGCAACAUCUGUGGCUUUGCUACUAUUGAUGAUGCUUUGGAGUUCCUGAGAAAAGAGCUGAGGGAGAUGCAGGUCCAGGACAACCGCCUGGCCCGGCAGCUGAUCCGUCUGCGUGGGGAGAUCCACCGGCUCAAAGUGGAGCAGGUGUGCGACCGCCACAAGGAGAUGUUGGACGAUGCCACGUACGAGCUGGAGGAGUGUGGCGAGGAGUCGGACCUGCUGUGUGACAUCCCCAUGAAGGCUGCCUUCGCUCUGUCCACGCCGCUCAAACACCUGGGCCUCACCAAGAUGAACAUCAACUCCAGACGCUUCUCACUGUGUUAAAAAAACAACUUUUUCAGGCCUACUUCCUCCUCGGGCGCUGUUGAUCGAGUGGAGCGUGACUGCCAGCUAUUGGUGCCCUGGGUGGAAAUUUUAAAAAUGAUUUUGCACCUUGGCUUGGGAUGCAUGAGGAGGCCUCAGUGUACAGACCUGCAGGGGUACACACCCUUAGAGUUAUACAGGCACACCCUCCUUCUGGACGGAGCCCGGGCUGCUAUGAUGUUGACUGUUCUUUGCACAAGUCAAGCUAAUCGGAGUAGAUAGAUGAAGGCUUAGAGCUCGACUGAGAUGCAAAGGUAGAUAUGGGAUUAGGGCAUUAUAUUUUAUACCCAAUGAUUACGUAUUGUAAAAACAAAGUUAAACUUGUGCCGAAGAAGUUCAAAAACAGUUAUGGGGAGACUAGUACUGUUUUGCAGAAAUCUUGUCGGAGAAGAAGAAGCUCAAUUCAGAAAAGAAGACAGUGUCUUGAGGAGCUUCAUGGUCGCAGUGCAUGUCAGAACACUUUAAAUCAGUGGUUCCCAACCUAGGGGGUCAGGGCCCAGACAAGGGGUCGAAAGUUUAAUCUGAGAGGUUGUGUGGGGAUUAACCUUUUUUUCUUUUUGCAAAUUACUGAAUACUUACAUCUCUUACACCCUUCUCGUUGAACUGGAUGCAUCCAAUCACGAGGGGUUGCAAAUUGUUUUAUUUUAGGAGGUCACAAUGCAAAAAAAAAGGUUGGGAAGCAUUGCUUUACAUCACAUAUACAUGUAUUUGUGGAGUGAAAAAAGUAUGACACGUCUGGUCAGAUAAAAAAGAUGUUCAGCGAUACUUUAAAGUAAAUAGAGGCCUUUGAUAGAGCAACAUAUUACAGCUGUUCAAGCCUUUAUCAGGGCACCGUCCCUUCCAUUAUCCUUAAACGAAACGGGAGGCCAAACUCCAGCAUUUUAACGCCUCUCCUUCAAAAACCAAAUAUAUCUUUAUAGCCUCAACAGUUCAGUGACAGGACACAGGAGGCUAACGCAUUUGGUUUUCCAUUACCGUCCUCCAGAUGCUGCAGAGCACGAAUAACAAACUAUAUAUGGCUGUGACCAAGUUGUGGCAAUAUGUGGCAAGUUAUAUAGGGCAAGUUAAGUGGUUUAUUUUAUAGCUUUAUAUCGUUAGUAAGAGCAAGUAGGAAGAAUGAGAUAUUUUUGUUUAGUAAUAUUUGCCAUUGGUUUUAACUGUGUUAAAUGUAUAAAAUAUAUAUAAGCAUUAUUAUAAAAUCAUGCUACUGUAAUAUGAAUGUAUAACCUGCCUUAAAAUGUUAAUGUUUUCUUGCAAAUGCAACACAAUAUUAAAGAGAC
Anoplopoma fimbria (sablefish) is the source of this 1957-nucleotide messenger RNA. It is a transcript of the gene fam167b, whose product is annotated as family with sequence similarity 167 member B. Bases 72 to 638 code for a protein of 188 amino acids. The transcript is spliced from 2 exons. The record is from RefSeq and is a predicted model, not a curated record. NCBI's taxonomy places the organism in Eukaryota, Metazoa, Chordata, Actinopteri, Perciformes, Anoplopomatidae.